AUGGGCGCCAUGGGCAUCGUCGUCAGAGCGUGCGCGCCUCCCGCUCCCGCCGCGGCGGCUCCGUCCGGGUCCAGGGAGGCUGCCCAGGCCCAGCGGAGGAGCAAGCCCUCGAGGACCGGCCGCGUGCUCGUGCUCGGAGGCACCGGCCGCGUCGGGGGAUCCACGGCCACCGCGCUCUCCAAACUCCGCCCCGACCUCGGCAUCCUCGUCGGUGGCAGGAACCGGGAGAAAGGCGAGUCCGUUGCAGCUAAGCUUGGGGGCCAGUCCGAGUUCGUCCAGGUCGACACCCGCGACGCAGGCAUGUUAGAGGAAGCGCUGCAGGGUGUGGAUUUGGUUGUCCAUACUGCUGGACCCUUCCAGAGGGCGGAGGAGUGCACCGUGUUGCAGGCGGCGAUAUCUACUAAGACACCAUAUAUUGAUGUCUGCGAUGACACGGACUAUUCUUGGAGAGCAAAAGGCUUCCAUGAGCAAGCAAAUGCUGCUGGUGUUCCAGCUAUUACUACUGCUGGCAUAUAUCCAGGAGUUAGCAAUGUGAUGGCUGCUGAGCUUGUGCAUGCUGCCAGAAGUGAAAAUGGCGAACCUGAAAGACUAAGAUUCUUUUACUAUACUGCAGGUACUGGUGGUGCUGGUCCAACAAUAUUGGCAACAAGUUUUCUGCUUCUUGGGGAGGAUGUAAUUGCAUAUAACAAGGGAGAAGAAAUCAAAUUGAAGCCCUAUAGUGGAGCUCUGAACAUUGAUUUCGGAAAGGGGGUCAGAAAGAAAAAUGUCUACUUAUUGAAUUUGCCUGAAGUGAAGAGUGCUUUUAAGAUAUUAGGUGUGCCAACUGUUAGUGCUCGAUUUGGUACUGCUCCUUUCUUCUGGAAUUGGGGAAUGCAGGCUUUCGCAAACUUUUUACCUGUUGAGUUCUUGAGGGAUAGAAAUAAGGUUCAGAAGUUGGUUCAGUCUGUUGAUCCUUUGGUUCGAGCCAUUGAUGGUAUCGCAGGAGAGCGUGUCUCUAUGAGAGUAGACUUGGACUGUUCAAAUGGCCGGAAUACUAUUGGAUUAUUUACUCAUAAAAAGCUAUCUGUAUCGGUGGGCUUUGCGACAGCUGCAUUUGCUUUAGCAGUUCUUGAGGGCAACACACAACCAGGAGUUUGGUUUCCAGAAGAGCCAGAGGGAAUACCGAUAGAAGCAAGGAAGCUGCUUCUUGAGCGUGCAUCUCAAGGGACAAGUAACUUCGUGAUGAACAAGUGA
Miscanthus lutarioriparius is the source of this 1233-nucleotide messenger RNA. Lineage: Eukaryota; Viridiplantae; Streptophyta; Magnoliopsida; Poales; Poaceae. The record is from the annotation of a GenBank genome assembly.